CACACAGAAAACAUUAUCAUUCAAGGAGUGCUUCUCCUGUGAUACUUCCAAAAUGAAAAUUGAUAUUCAUAGCCACAUUCUACCUAAGGAAUGGCCUGACCUGAAAAAGAGAUAUGGAUAUGGUGGAUGGGUACAGCUGGAUCAUCACUGCAAGGGACAGGCAAAGAUGAUGAAGGACGGAAAGGUUUUUAGAGUUAUUCAAGAGAACUGCUGGGAUCCAGAAGUACGGAUUAAAGAGAUGGACCUGUCAGGUACCUUCCUCCAUGAAGGAAUUGAAAUCAUUGAGUCUCAUUUAGAAUAACUGCAACUUCUCUGU
This is a messenger RNA of Lepidothrix coronata (blue-crowned manakin), 316 nucleotides long. It is a transcript of the gene ACMSD, whose product is annotated as aminocarboxymuconate semialdehyde decarboxylase. Bases 53 to 301 code for a protein of 82 amino acids. Gene Ontology annotation, molecular function: carboxy-lyase activity. Lineage: Eukaryota; Metazoa; Chordata; Aves; Passeriformes; Pipridae. The transcript has 3 exons. The record is from RefSeq and is a predicted model, not a curated record. Gene Ontology annotation, biological process: secondary metabolic process. Gene Ontology annotation, cellular component: cytoplasm; cytosol.